GUUGUCGGUUUCCGCCAACUUUACUUUCCCGCCUAAAGAUCUGUGUCUCUCAUCCAAUUUGCUUCUCAGCUCCAGAAACGUCACCGUUUUGCUUUCUCUCCCAUCUUCUCCUCCCACUAUUUCUCACGGCGCACGUUAGCACUUUACAGCCUCUGCAAAUCCACCUAUUUCAGCUCCAGACUGCCUCCCAAACUCUCUUGGUUCUUCUCUCCCGGCGCGUGUUACCGCACUGUCUCCCGCCGGCGCAAGUUAACCACACAGUCUCUCUCUGUUUCUCUUCAAUGGCACCGGACCCAGACCCAGAUCCGAAUCCCAAUCGAAACGAUCCGAUCACAGACUACUCCAAAACCCAGCGCAUAGUCCUCCUCAUAGACCUAAACCCACUCCUCCACCUCUCAGACCCAACCCCAUUUCUCAUCUCCCUCAUAGCCUCCGCCAAGACCCUCCUCUCUUUCCCUCCUCUCUCUACCUCCCUCUUCGCCUUCAAACCCUUCCUCUCCUCUCUCUCACCCCUCCUCUCCUCCUCCAAACUACACUCUUUUGUUCCCAGCUCUUCCCUCUCGCUCUCCUUCAAUGACUGUUCUACGACCCUCCUUUCUCUGUCCAAGAUGCUCGAUUUUUUUCAUGCCCACCAGGUUUUCGACCCUUUGCCAUUGUCGCCGCCCCAGGCUUCGUGCCUUGCCGCGUCGAUGCGCCAGCUCGUGCACGACUACGCGUGGGACCCGGUGGUCGACGAGUCCAUAACGGGUACGCUUUUGAAUUGUAAUGAGAAUGGUUCUGUGGUUGUUGGGUCGAAUUUGGUUGUUUUAUUUUCGCCGGUUUGUAGGUCUAUCAAGGGUUUGUCCGAGUUCUUGAAUGUGGGAAUUGAGGACGCGUGUUUGAAAGAUGUGGGUUUGUUUUGUGAAAAGUUUCAUGGUUGUUUUGAGAACGUGAACGUUGCGUUUGUUAGCAGGGAUAUUGGGUUUAGUUGGGUGGAUGUUAGGUAUGAAUUGGAAGGUGAUGGUUGUAAGGGUGAGGUUGAUGGUUCUGGAUUGAAAUCAGGGUCCUUUUUUGUGAGUGGGAUUAGGAGUUUGGGUUGGGGGUUUUGCUCGACCGAUUCGAUUGUUCUUGGUUCUGCUCUUGUUCCCUUUGGGUUGAUUUAUCCAAAGAUUGCAAUUUCAUCCAAUUUUUUCAAUUUAAAUGAUAGUUGUAGGAAACUUCACGCUCAGUUGAGUCUUGAGAUAUUAGAUGUAAGUGCAAAGACGUUGGAAUGCAAGUGCUGUGAUCUUGAAAUGGUCGAUUUGAAGAUGUCAUCGAGAAAUAGAUGUGAUAAUUUUCUGUUUCCUCCAGAUCUCAUGAAUUCACAAGCAAGUGGUCGUGAACAGAAGAACUUGUUUUUGGGACUCUUUGGUGAUGGGACAGUAAAGCUGCAUAUUAAGGCUGUUCAGAGGUACAGUGAGUGUGGAAAAUUUGUGGGUCAUUUAGGUGAUCCAAUUCUCGUGUGUGAAUCUUUGGGAGACUCUAAGAAAGACCAGAAAGAAAGUUCUGGUGAUUUUUUUGCAGAUAGGGUUCUUGACAUGCUAGCCAUGGAAUUGUGUGAGGCUGUGCGGAGAAAAUCUAGACCCAUUUGGCAGAUUCUCUUGAGUUUUCUUUAUAGGGAAGGCUACUGGGCAUUGAUUUCUGUUUCGAAUGGCAAUGGUGAUUCACAUAUGGGAAUUCUCAAGCCUUUUACAGUUUCUUCAGCUCUCCUAUGUAUUAUAGAAGAUGGAGUUUACCGUCCAAACAUGCCAAGCGAUUUUGGUGGAGCAAAUAUGGCUCAAUUUGGUACGAAGAUGGACAAUGAGAUUUGCAAAGCCAAUGUAGAUUUGAAUUGCUCCAAUGGGUUCAUAGAUUCUCUGGCUGGGCCUUCACCAUCCAAUAAGUUUGUAACACUAGGAGAUGGUAACAGGAAAAAGAAUAAGAAGAAAUUAAAUAUGCUUCAAGGCCUCACAUGGAGUGCCUUCUGCAAGACUGCAUUUGAACACUCUGUGCAAGACUUGGGAGAUGUUUACUUUGCCAGGGAAUGUUAUAACUCAAAGAAGUUGAAAUUUCUAAAAUGUUGGAUGAAGCAGAUUAAGAAAUCUUCUUGUUGUAGUCUAAUUUUACAGGAAACGUCCAAGCCAUGUCAGGAUAUCCAAAAAGAAAUGGAAGAUAGGUUGACUAAAUUUCAUCAAGGAAGUGAACAGCCAGUCUCUUCAUCUGCCUCAGCUGGAGAAAAGUUUUUGACUAGGAUACAGGAUGAAGCUGCUCUUGACUUUCAGUCAGAAACUUCUGAAGCUUUUUUCAGUAAUCUUUCCAAUAAGAUCCAACAAGGGCUUGAAUCUGAAGGAGUAGACUUGGGGGAUUUGGCAGAGCGGCUUGUGAACUCAUCCAUAUAUUGGUUAUAUCAAAAGUGUGAAACUGAAUCCCCUUCAGAGAGCCAAACUCUUGAGGUAAAAUCUGAUGAUGCUUGGGGUAGCAUAGUUCCUGAACUAACAAAACUUUUACUCAGGGAGCCCAAGGAGUUGGUUGCAAAGCACAAAAAUAAUGUUCCAGCCUUUCAGGCAUCUGAUCCAGGAUGUACUGGAUUUGCUUCAAAGGAUAUAGUUAGAGAAUAUGAAAUGCAGAUAUUGUUUCGGAUGGAGAUACUGCGAUCAGAGGUUGGAGCAAGUAUUGGAGAGUCUCUGAAACAAAAGUUUGUGAAACAAAUUUGCUUGCUUUUAGAUACCAUUCAGUGCCAUCUGGAGGGAGGCUUUUUUGGUGAUUGGAGCCUUGAAAAUUAUGUAGGAAAGACUAUAAAAAGGAGGUACUGUCUCACCCUGGGAGACGUUGUUCAUAGGAUCUACACAAAAAUGGAUUUGUUGCUCUUUGCUGACGAGGAUAAAUCUGCUAAUCCUUCAUUCAACAGCGAGGAUAGCAAUCAAUCCUGGAGAGAAAAAUCAGAUAGAGAUGAGAUUGGUGAAAAUUAUGGAACGAAUGAACCGGUGUCAACUGAGGCAGAGUCCCUUCAGCUGCUGCAAAAUGAGAAUGGAAGCCCCCAGGGGAUUAAACAAGAGGAGCAUGCUCACAAAGUAAUGGAGGCUCAGAAGAGGAGAGAGAGGGCUCGGAGAUUUGCAUCUUUCACCAGUUGGAUGCCUGAUUUGCAGAAAGUUUGGGCCCCAAAGCAGCCAAAGUUGAUGAAACAAAAGUCGGAUCCUCUCCGGAAGCUGUCAAAAAGGAAGCAACGCCGAAGGGUAAGCUAUGACAUGGUAUGUGAGACUCCUAUGACAGGGAUCAAACGUUCAUGCUCACGAGUGAGCAGCAUUGAUGAUGAAGACUACCAAGACUCUGGAAGUCAAUCAGGCGGUUCUGUAUCUAAGGCUUUGUUUCAGGAUGACUGAUGUGUGGUUUUCACACAGAAAUUGUGUGAAAAUACUAAAAGACUUAAUAGCAGCUAGCUACCAAGUAUUUGCAGAUUUAACUCGGCAAGCCCACUUGAAAUUGCAACCAAAAGUGGUAAAGUGGUUGAGAUCAACAGAGUUGUAUUUUGCCGUUGAUUGUAAAUUAAUUUCACAUGUUCUUUUCUAGUUACUUUAACAUCGAUAUGCUGUAUCACCGAGCUAAUUUUUCAUUUGCUCAGUUCCAUGUAUUUCAAACCCUUGUAUACUAAAAAUAACACAAAAAAUGAAUACUGUUCCA
Corylus avellana is the source of this 3675-nucleotide messenger RNA. RefSeq names its product LIM domain protein. Gene Ontology annotation, cellular component: nucleus. Gene Ontology annotation, biological process: mitotic DNA replication checkpoint signaling; regulation of DNA-templated DNA replication initiation; DNA replication. The record is from RefSeq and is a predicted model, not a curated record. NCBI's taxonomy places the organism in Eukaryota, Viridiplantae, Streptophyta, Magnoliopsida, Fagales, Betulaceae. Gene Ontology annotation, molecular function: chromatin binding.